Messenger RNA from Notechis scutatus (mainland tiger snake), 1192 nucleotides. Lineage: Eukaryota; Metazoa; Chordata; Lepidosauria; Squamata; Elapidae. The record is from RefSeq and is a predicted model, not a curated record.
GUUACUUGAAACUUUGGCAACUCCAGAAACCUUCUCUUUCCAAGUAUGAUGCCAUCUUGGUGGAUGAGGCCCAAGAUUGCACCCCCGCGGUUAUGGAUAUUGUCCUCUCACAAACAUGCGGAGUGAUCUUGGUAGGAGAUCCACACCAACAGAUUUACACCUUCCGGGGUGCUGUCAACUCACUUCUGAAUGUGCCCCACAGCCGCAUCUUCUACCUGACCCAGAGUUUUCGCUUUGGCUCCGAAAUAGCUUACGUUGGCGCGACCCUUCUGGAUGUUUGCAAGAAAGUCCGGAACAAAACCCUGGUGGGAAACAACCAGGAAAGUGAUGUCAGCGGAGUCGGCGUGGAAGGCAAAGUGGCUCGCUUAUCCCGGAACAACCAAACCGUCUUUGAGGAUGCUGUGAAUGUUACAGGUGGAGACUCACCUGCUAAGAUACACCUGCUGGGGGGUCUUAAAGCUUUUGGACUGGAGAAGAUUCAUGAUCUCUGGAAGCUCCUUCAUCCCGAACUGAAACUCGAGAUAAAGGAUUUCUUCAUCAAGAGGUGGGCUGAGAAGGGCUUGGCCAGCAUCAGGGACUAUGCUGAAAAAGCAGAAGACAAACAACUGGAAGUAAAAAUUGGAAUUGUGGAGAAAUAUCGGGAACGUAUUCCGGAGCUGCUGGAGAGAAUAUCCCAGUGCCAUGUCUUGGAUCCAAAAGAUGCAGAUUACAUCCUAGGGACUGUGCACAAGGCCAAAGGGCUGGAAUUUGACACCGUCCAAGUUGCGGGCGACUUUGUGAGCAUCCCAUUUACAUGGCCCUACCUUGGAAGGUUGCCGCGGAGUCUACCUGCUGUCCCAGAGGCCAUUCCGGAAGAUGAGUGGAAUUUGCUGUACGUCGCUGUCACUCGAGCCAAGAAGCGUCUUGUCAUGUCCAGAUUUCUUGCCGAUAUCCUAAAAGUCACUAAGGAAUACUACGUACGCUUUGAAUUAACUGAGGAAGUUUGCAAGAAUAUGUCGCUUUGGUGUUCAGAACAGCUCUGCUGCAACUCCAUCCCAGCGGAUUCUGUGCUCAUCCCAAAAAGGAUAAAUUUUGUUUACGUACGUAUCUUGGUUUAGUAAGCAACUGGCUCAGUAACACAGAGUCAUCUAGACAGAUAGAAUAGAAUUCUUUAUUGGCCAAGUGUGACUAGACACACGAGGCAUUUGUCUUG